Molecule: messenger RNA, 1536 nt
Organism: Halteromyces radiatus
Lineage: Eukaryota; Fungi; Mucoromycota; Mucoromycetes; Mucorales; Cunninghamellaceae
Product: N2,N2-dimethylguanosine tRNA methyltransferase
Exons: 8
Coding region: 1-1536 (511 amino acids)
Biological process (GO): tRNA N2-guanine methylation
Cellular component (GO): nucleus
Molecular function (GO): RNA binding
Source: RefSeq, a predicted model, not a curated record
AUGGCUGAUAUUGAUAUUUCACUUUACAACACAGUGACGGAAGGAAAGGCCACUAUCCUUUUCCCAAAAAGCAAUGAAGUGUUUUAUAACCCUGUACAAGAAUUCAAUCGUGAUAUGUCUAUUGCUGCCAUCCGUACUUGGUCUGAAAUCUUUAUGCAAGAAAAACGUGCUCGGAUAGAAAAGAAACUCGCCAAUGCCAAAACUGAACAAGAUAGAAUCAAACUUGCUGAAAAACUCGAUGUUCAAAUCAACCCUCAUAACUUUACUAUUCUAGAAGCUUUAGCAGCCACUGGACUACGUUCUAUUCGAUACGCCAAAGAAAUUCCCAACCUGAAACAAGUGGUGGCUAACGAUUUAUUAGAUGAUGCUGUGGAAUCCAUUCGACGCAAUACUAUUUAUAACAACUUGAGUGAAGAUCUUGUUCGUGCCAACAAAGGUGAUGCUAUGCGAGUGAUGUACGAUACAGUGGGAACCCAAAAUAAAUAUGAUGUGGUGGAUUUAGAUCCUUAUGGUUCUGCUGCACCUUUUGUAGAUGGUGCUGUACAAGCAGUAUCUGAAGGUGGAUUACUCUGCGUGACAUGUACUGAUCUAGCUAUUCUUACUGGUUCCAUGCAUCCUGAAACUUGCUUUGGUAAAUAUAAUGGUAUGCCUUUGAAAGGAACCUUCCCUCAUGAAAUGGCUCUUCGAUUGGUCUUACAAAUGUUACAAACUUCUGCUGGUCGCUAUCGUCGGUAUAUUGUGCCCAUGAUGUCAUGUAGUAUUGAUUUCUAUCUUCGUGUUUUUGUACGGGUAUAUACCUCUCCUAAUGAAGUAAAAAAAGCUGCAAGCAAAAUCGGUAUCAUUUAUGAAUGUAGUGGAUGUCAUGCAUUUGCAACUCAACCUCUUGGAAAAUACGAUGUCAAGGAUAAUGGUAGUGAACGACAUACCCCUGGAUCUGGUCCUCCUGUGAAUGAAUUUUGUGAUCACUGUGGAAGUGUACAUCAUGUUGGUGGACCAGCAUGGAUUGCAGGAUUACAUGACAAAACAUUUGUAGGUAAAAUGUUACAACAUGUCAAGGAUAAUGAACAAAAUUAUGGUACACAUGUGCGUAUGAAGGGAAUGAUGUCUGUGAUUCAAGAAGAAGUAGAUGAACCUUGUUAUUGGACUCUUCAAAGAUUAUGUGGUACUCUUCAUUGUAAUUCUAUUCCUCUUCUGGAUCUUUAUUCUGCCAUUUUGAAUGCUGGUUAUAAAGCUUCUGCUUCUCAUUGUGGUCCUCAAACAUUGAAAACCAAUGCUCCUUCAUCUGUUGUUUGGGAUGUACUACGUGCAUUUGUCAAGAAACAUCCUGUAGUAAUGGCCAAUAUUGCUGAAAACUCUCCUGCUCGAAAAAUCUUGGCAAAAGAACCAUCAAUCAACGUUGAUUUUACAAGACAUCCCGAUGCAGUUGCAGAAUCUAGGAAUGGUGUACGCUAUCAACUCAAUCCUACAGCAAAUUGGGGACCAAAGGCUCGUGCUGGCAAGAAACGAAAGACUGAUGAAAAGGACACUGAAGAAUAA